AUGGAGGCAAAGAAAGGAUCUGGAAGAAGAUUGCGUGCCAUCGGUCGGACGCAGUACGCCGAGCAUGAAGACCUAUCGGAUGUGGAGGAUGUGGUCAGCGUUCGUGGCUUCAGCCUGGAGCAGAAGGUCAGCAGCACCAACUACCGAGGGGACUACGUGCAGGUCAUGGAGGGCAAAGAUUUUACAUAUGAAUAUGUUCAAAGAGAAGCCCUUAGAGUCCCUCUUCUUUUUCUUAGCAAGGAUGGACUAGGUAUUAAGAUGCCAGAUCAGGAGUUUACUGUCAGGGAUGUGAAACUACUAGUUGGAAGCCGGCGUAUAGUUGAUGUGAUGGAUGUGGACACACAAAAGGGUACAGACAUGAGUAUGUCACAGUUUGUUCGCUACUAUGAGACGCCAGAAAUGGAAAGGGAGAAGCUGUACAAUGUGAUCAGCCUGGAGUUUAGCCACACCAAGCUAGAGAAAGUAGUCAAGAGGCCAGCUGUGGUAGACGCAGUUGACUGGGUAGAUAACAUGUGGCCUUCACAUUUAAAGGGGAAACAAAAAGAAUCAACUAAUGUCUUAUCUGAAAUGAAGUAUCCCAAAGUAAAAAAG
Messenger RNA from Staurois parvus, 591 nucleotides. Lineage: Eukaryota; Metazoa; Chordata; Amphibia; Anura; Ranidae. The record is from the annotation of a GenBank genome assembly.